CAUACAACAUCCGCAUCAACAACCUCGUCGUUGCAAACCUGUACAACUACACAGACAUAGGUCACUGAAGAUGGCGGCAGAACAGAGAAAGCUGCUUGAGCAGCUCAUGGGAGCCAGCGCCUCCUCCCGCGCCGCCCAACUCUCCAUCACAGACCCCAAAGUAUGCCGCUCUUUUCUGGCCGGCACCUGCCCGCACGACCUCUUCACAAAUACCAAGCAAGACCUCGGUCCCUGUCCCAAAGUCCACUCCGAGCCCCUCAAGACAGAGUACGAAGCGGCGCCAGAAUCGCAGCGCCAGAAAUGGGGCUUCGAGUACGACUACAUGCGCGACCUGCAGAAGUACAUUGAUGAAUGCAACCGCCGGAUUGACGUGGCGCAGCGUCGACUCGAGAAGACACCUGAUGAGAUCAGGCAGACGAAUGCGCUGCUGAAGAAUAUAUCUGAUUUGAGCAAGAGCAUUGAGAGUGGAUUGAUGGAGAUCCAAGUUCUAGGGGAGCAAUCCGAGGUUUCGAGAGCAUACGAGGAGUUCUAUCGCAUCCGGUCUGCGAUGCAGCAGAAGGGGGAUAAGGAGAGGGAACUGAAAGCAUUGAGCGAUACGAGCGGGCCGUCUGGACAUCAGAAGUUGCAGGUGUGCGAUGUGUGUGGUGCGUACCUGUCGAGGCUGGAUAACGAUAGGCGGUUGGCGGAUCACUUUUAUGGGAAGAUGCACUUGGGGUAUGCGCAGAUGCGGAAGACGUUUGAUGCGUUUCCGAAGGAGCUGAGGACGAGGAGGCCGAUGCCGGUUGUGGAUGAAGGGGGGGAUCAUAGUCCGGCUGGGAGGGGCUUCGAUGGUGGGUAUGGGGAUGGGGGAUAUGGUGGAGGAAGGGGAGGGUAUGGGGGGAGAGGGGGUGGAGGAAGAGGCGGUGGUGGGUUUAGAGGUGGGAGGGGGAGAGGAGGAUUCAGAGGGAAUUGGUAA
Cadophora gregata is the source of this 955-nucleotide messenger RNA. It is a transcript of the gene LUC7, whose product is annotated as splicing factor. Lineage: Eukaryota; Fungi; Ascomycota; Leotiomycetes; Helotiales; Ploettnerulaceae. Gene Ontology annotation, biological process: mRNA splice site recognition. Gene Ontology annotation, molecular function: mRNA binding. Gene Ontology annotation, cellular component: U1 snRNP; U2-type prespliceosome. The transcript has 2 exons. The coding region runs from base 71 to 955 and encodes 294 amino acids. The record is from RefSeq and is a predicted model, not a curated record.